AUGGAGAUUCAACAAUACAGCUGCUUCAAAAUGAUGGCCUACUUUCUCCCACUCUUCUGCCUCCUCCUUUCUUGGAGUUGGGGCGUCGCCUAUUCCAUUCCCACCCCUUUUGCCCAUAUAUCUCCACCGCCAUCCUCCGCGGUACUGGCAUCCGAGGCCCUUCGCAACCGUGGCUACUCCCUGUUUGCUUCCGUUUUACUUUCCCUCUCCACCACCUCCACCAACUUCUCUGGUACUCUACUGGCGCCCCCAGAUUUCGCAUUCUCCUUUGCCACUGCCAAGUUCUUGAACAACCGCAGCCCUCCGCCGCGCCCAUCCACCUUUCUACUACUCUACCAUACUAUCAAGCCGCCGCUCGUUCUCACGUGGCUCAGCCUGUCAUCGCGUCCUAGUGGCGAUGAACUUCGCACCUUUUACAACAAUAACUGCCUUUUCUUGUUCAAGAAUUCAUACAGCGGUGAAAUAUCGAUUUCGUCAUCCUCAUCGGAGAAUCUUAUCUCCGCCGUCAAGAUUCGGCAGCCAGAUCUUUACGUCGAUGAUAAUUUAACUGUUCACGGCAUAGAUGGUGUAUUGGACCCAACAUUUGCCACCAAAUGUUCUUUUCCUGAUGUUGAUCCGAUGACCCGGAUUCAUCCUAGUAAGGUGAAUCGAUCAUUUCUUGAUCACGCCAUAAGAGCAUUGAGAUGGAGGGGAUUCAAUGUAGUAGCCACAGCUAUGGCUAUCAAAAGGCCGGAACUGCUAUCUCUAUCGUCGGUUACGGUUUUUGCGGUUUCCGACAAGAACUUCUUCUCGCGUUCCGGCGGAUUUCAUUACGAUUUCCAGCAUCAUGUGGUGCCGGGAAGACAGCAUUUCGCUGAUCUUGCGAAGUUGCCGGCGAGGGGGAAGGAUUUUGAUACUUUGGCUCCGAACAAGACCAUUCUUGCUCAUUCGACGGAUGGAACUGUUACCGUCGACGGUAUUGUGGUUGACGGCACGGAGGUUUAUCAUAACCGGUGGAUUGUUGUGUUUUCUAUAAAGACGUCACUGGAUGACGCCAUCGAUAAUCAUGCCGCCGUGAAGCCGCCAAGUCCCGAUGAAAUUCCAGUUUCCGGUAAGUGGGCUCCUUCUCCGCCGCCCUUUUCAGCCAGAUCUCCAAAUACCAAUAUGAUAAUGAUACCUUCUCCGCCUCCGGCUUCCUUUUCAGUCGAAGCUCCAAAUAGCAAUGAGACGGGGGUUUCAUCUCCCGUACCGGCACCGGCGUCCUUUUCAGCUGAAGCUUCAAAUAGAAAUAUGACUGGUAUUCCAUCUCCGGCACCAUUAUCUCCGGCGAAUAUUCCUGUAGGUUUUGCUGAUGUCCCUCUCAGUGAAACACCAUCUCCUGCACCAUCAGAGACAUUUUUCGACGAUUCAACUGGUGCCCACUUUGGAACGACUCCAUCACUAGCUCCAAACCUUGCCCGAGGGAUUGAAAAAGAAGUUCCAGCGAAUGGGUCACUAGGGUCUCCGGGACCGGCACCUGGGCCAUGGAGAGAUGACUCACAUUGUGACAUAAACAACGUCGCUUCCCUUGGUGUUGAAGGAGCUGAUCUUUUUUGUCCUGUUACCAAAUCAAGAAGGUUAAAGGAAUUGGACAGUGGUGAUGGUGAAGUUUCUGAUGAUGUGGCUCGAUCUCAGCCGUCAAUUAGUGAGAAAGAAUCUAUCAAGGUCAAAAUUUCUGAGAAUGUCAACAUUGCUGAUGAUCUAUUCUACUACACCUGA
Molecule: messenger RNA, 1737 nt
Organism: Fraxinus pennsylvanica
Lineage: Eukaryota; Viridiplantae; Streptophyta; Magnoliopsida; Lamiales; Oleaceae
Source: the annotation of a GenBank genome assembly